This is a messenger RNA of Linum tenue, 1726 nucleotides long. NCBI's taxonomy places the organism in Eukaryota, Viridiplantae, Streptophyta, Magnoliopsida, Malpighiales, Linaceae. The record is from the annotation of a GenBank genome assembly.
AUGGCUAAGCCCCGUGCCGACGCGGCGCGCCCUGAUUCGUUCCCACUCAGAUUUCCCCCUGGCCCACCAGAUAGAAGCUGUACCCAUAUACUCCCUCUCUCUCCACUGUGUGAAGCCAACAGCUCAGCCUUUACUCACCACCACAAAGUCACACCUCCCUUACCUUCUUCUUCUUCGCAGAAUCAUGGCUUCCAAGCUCUGCGACUCCUGCAAGUCGGCAACGGCGGCGCUCUUCUGCCGCCCGGACUCGGCCUUCCUCUGCCUCACCUGCGACUCCAAGAUCCACGCCGCCAACAAGCUGGCGUCCCGCCACGCGCGCGUCUGGAUGUGCGAGGUCUGCGAGCAGGCACCCGCACACGUCACCUGCAAGGCCGACGCCGCCGCGCUCUGCGUCACCUGCGACCGCGACAUCCACUCCGCCAACCCGCUCGCCCGCCGCCACGACCGCGUCCCCGUCGUCCCCUUCUACGACGCCGUCGACAAGUCCUCCUCCUCCUCCUCCCCGGACGACGACGCGGACGCGGCGGCGCAGCAGCACCACCCGCCCUGCGCGCUCAACUUCCUCGACGACCGCUACUUCGCCGACGACGCCGCGGACGAUGACGUCAGCAGGGAGGAGGCCGAGGCUGCUUCCUGGCUCCUCCCCAACCCCCCGCCGCCGGCAGGCGGCGGCAAUAACAAGGGCGGCGGGGUCAUGGACUCUCCGGAUCUGAACACCGGCCAGUUCAUGUUCCCCGAGAUGGAUCCGUACCUGGAUCUGGACUACGGGCCCGUGGAUCCGAAGAUGGAGCCGCAGGAGCAGAACAGCUCCGGGACCGACGGAGUCGUCCCCGGCGGCGUCCACCAGCCUCAAUUGAUGAACGAGCACUGCUUCGACCUCGAUUUCGCCGCCGCUGCCGCCGCAGUCGGAUCCAAGGCUUUCGCUUACGGAUACACCGCUCAGUGCUUGAGCCACAGCGUGUCAUCAUCGUCGAUGGACGUGGGAGUGGUCCCCGACGGCAGCGCGACGGCGGACAUAUCGAACCCGUACGGAAGAGUGGGAGGAGCCGGAGGGAUGAGCACGGGAGCCGAGUCGACGGCGGCGGCGAUGCCGACGGUGCCGCUGUCGGCGGUGGACAGGGAGGCGAGGGUGAUGCGUUACAGGGAGAAGAGGAAGAACCGGAAGUUCGAGAAGACGAUCCGAUACGCUUCCAGGAAAGCCUACGCGGAGACAAGGCCCCGCAUCAAAGGAAGGUUCGCGAAGCGAACCGACAUCGACGUGGAAGCCGACCGGAGUAUGUACGGCUUCGGCGUCGUGCCGUCGUUCUAAUAAUUACCCCCCUCUCUCUCUCACUCAAGAACGUACGGACGAUCCAGUAAUAAAGAAAGGAACUAGUUUUGUUCUCUCCUUUUCUUUUUUUAAUCUUUUCCUAAUUUUUGCAAUUUCCGUUUUAUAUUUUUGUGUUUUUACCGCAGUUCUAAUUUCUAGGGUGGUGUUUGGGGGGCAAGAAUUUAACCGUGGUGGGAUGUGUAUAUAGAAGGAAGAUGGGGGGUAAGAUGUUUGUAUUGUAUGUAAUUUUAUAGCUGUUUGAUCGGCGGGAAUGUUUAUAAAUGACCGUUGAUUUUGUGGUUAAUCAGUUAAUCUGAGAUUAAGGCGGCCAUGGCCAUUGGCCGCAUUUUUGUUUAGAUGAUGGUUGAUUCUCACGUUGCUACUAGGUCAUUCAUUAUUUUAUCUUGUCGACGAAAA